Osmerus eperlanus (European smelt) is the source of this 6493-nucleotide messenger RNA. RefSeq names its product teashirt zinc finger homeobox 3b (gene tshz3b). Gene Ontology annotation, cellular component: nucleus. The record is from RefSeq and is a predicted model, not a curated record. The transcript has 3 exons. The coding region runs from base 1441 to 4941 and encodes 1166 amino acids. NCBI's taxonomy places the organism in Eukaryota, Metazoa, Chordata, Actinopteri, Osmeriformes, Osmeridae. Gene Ontology annotation, biological process: regulation of transcription by RNA polymerase II. Gene Ontology annotation, molecular function: DNA-binding transcription factor activity, RNA polymerase II-specific; DNA binding.
ACACAGCGAGAUUAGGCUAAAACAUCCCGAAUCGGUGAAACUGUGCUCUUCCUUAUCGUUCAACCAAACUGGCGAACGAAGAGGAGAUUCCGUUCCCAACGACCUACUCUUACACUCGUACGCGGGGUUUUCCCUUUUUGCGGUCGAAGAGACCAUUUCUGACUAUUCAAAACGGCGCAAGUGGAAAUCGCGACACGACAAUGACACGGACUCCGGCACAUCUGGCAGAAGAAAAAACCCGUUAACAACUUACCGUUAUCUUGUUGACAAGAAAAGUAUUCGCAUUCCAAUUAAACGUCUUUCCAGCAGAAGUCGGAAAACUGCAUUUUAUCCCGAAUACCAUCUGAAAAAAUAUUGGACAAUUGAUUCACUUUCCCCAGUGAAUAAUACCGAUUUCUCUGUAACUUUUUUGAUUUAGAUGAUAUUACUGGGGAAAGCUCUGCAAAAUACCAUUUGAUUGCCUAUUAGGGUGUGUAGUCAUCUAAAAUGUAGAUAACUAUAUGUUCAUUAUUUUGAUCUUACCAUAAAACAAAAACUAUUCUUCAUACUAUAAAAAAAGGAGCGCGUUUGUUUCGGGCUGACUCACUUGAGGCAAAGGAGUCAUCUUGCAGUGAGGAAGACGCGUCUGAUUCGCUGUUGCUGUUUUAAAUACCUACUAUCAGCCACACAAAGAAGGGGGAAAAGUGGUAUUAGCAGCCAAGAAAGUGUUUGGCAAUAGCUGCUGAUCCAUGCUCUCGAGCCUCGGAGCAGCUGAGGCUCAGCACGAGCCCGUCCCCUCCUUCUGAUGUACAUUAUUACAACAAGGGAUACCCAAUCAAGCACGUAUCUCAUCGAUUCGAACUGCUCUCAGCGGAUUUUGAACGCGCUUGGACAAAAUAACGGAGCAAGCCAGCGUGUGGGCGACAAGUCCGUCCAUCUCUUCUUUCAACAUUUUGUCUUUUCCCCCUUUUAUCUCAGAAUAAGAGAUAUAUCGGUUGAUGUUUCAAGGGGAAUUGGAACCACGCCGGAUUUCCAAGAUGAUAUCAGCGACAUUCAUAUGUUUCCCUGCUGGUUUUUAAAUUGCGGAUGAUUAUUGGAAUCAAAUUUCUUAUGGAUAACACAGUUAAUCAACCGACUGACUUGCCUGUUGCAGCCUCUACCGCGGAGUGAGAGGAUCACUAGCGGCUGAACGGUUUUUUCUCCCCUCCACUGUACUGCUCGUCUGCUCGCCGUAAUAUCCAAGUCGAACGGGGAAAAAAGAGGAAAAAAGACCCGCUUGUUCUGCCUCGUCUUCAGAUCUACCCCUCUCUUCACUGUCUGAGUUUUUGUUUGAAAACUGCCGAUAUAUGUCAGAGCCCUGAAAGCGCCCGGGGUACAGUGUGGAAAGCGCCGCUAUCAAAGACGAGCGGACCAGCUCGGAAUCUCUGGGGCUACAGAACUCUUCAGAAGCCCAUAACAACCAUGCCGCGGAGGAAACAGCAAGCGCCGAGGCGCUCGGCAGCCUACGUUCCUGAGGAUGAGAAGGAGGCAGCUCUCCUGGAGGAGGACCUAGAGGGAGAAGACUCCGCCCAGGAGGAGGAGCCUGCUGUCAAGUACAUGAUCCAGGACAAGGACUUCCUCCUCAAAGAUCGCCCUGCCUACCACGACUCCCCAGUAGCCGACUUAUCGGGCCAGGAGAUGGACAGCGAGUCCCACCUCAGCGAGUCCAGCGACCGCAUGUCCGACUUCGAGAGCUCGUCGCUGAAGAACGAGGAGGAGGUGGUCCUGGCCAAGGAGCCGCUCACCUCCCUCUCCACCUCCUCUGCGGUCAUGAUGGCCGCCAACACGCCAUCCUCAGCCAUGGAGGAGGGGGCCAUCACGUCGCUCACCUCCGGCCCGGACAGCCUGGAGCAGAUGAAGGCCAUCUACACCAGCUUCCUCACCAACUCCUACUGGUCCAGCCUGAACCUGAACCUGACUCAGCCCCCCCCAGAGAAGCCCCCUCGUAGCCACAGCAGCAGCAGCAGCAGCAGCAGCAGUAGCAGCUGUGGCAGUGGGGGCUACGACUGGCACCAGUCCGCCGUGGCCAAAUCCCUCCAGCAGGCCUCCCAGAACCAGAACCGGCACAUCCACCCAGCGGCAGAGACCAACCUCUUCAGCACCGUGCAGCUGUACCGUCAGAGCACCAAGCUCUAUGGCUCCAUCUUCACCGGCGCCAGCAAGUUCCGCUGUAAGGACUGCAGCGGCGCCUAUGACACCCUGGUGGAGCUGACGGUCCACAUGAACGAGACGGGACACUACCGGGACGACAACCACGAGACGGACAGCGAGGGGACCAAGCGCUGGUCCAAGCCCCGCAAGCGCUCGCUGCUGGAGAUGGAGGGGAAGGAGGACGCCCAGAAGGUCCUGAAGUGCAUGUACUGCGGACACUCCUUCGAGUCGCUGCAGGAUCUCAGCGUCCACAUGAUCAAGACCAAACACUACCAAAAGGUGCCUCUUAAGGAGCCUGUCACGCCCGUGGCCGCAAAGAUCAUAUCCUCUGCCAGGAAGAGAGCCCCCAUUGAGCUGGACGUCCCCAGCUCUCCAGAUUCCAACGGGUGCCCCCCCAAACCCCAUCUGAAUGACCCAAACGACCUCUUGCAGAAAACAUCGAACCCUUACAUCACCCCCAACAACCGAUACGGCCACCAGAAUGGCGCCAGCUAUGCCUGGCAGUUUGAGUCCAGGAAGUCCCAGAUCCUCAAAUGCAUGGAGUGUGGCAGCUCCCAUGAUACACUGCAGGAGUUGACCGCACACAUGAUGGUGACAGGGCACUUCAUCAAGGUCACCAACUCUGCCAUCAAGAAGGGAAAGCCCAUCAUGGAGUCCCCUCCCACUCCUGCCCCCACCUCGCUCGCAUCUAUUGAGGAAAAGUUCCAGUCAGUACCCCUGGCUGCUACGGCCUUCUCCCCUCCUCCCCCUGCACCUCCCCCUUCCAUCCUGUCCCCCGCCAUAGCGGUGGAGAUAAAGAAGGAGGAGAAGGAGGAGGAAUGUACUAAAGAGACCAUUAGCAACAACCACAGUAGCAGCAAGGAGAAGAAAUUAGGAGAAGAUGAGGCGGAGGAGAAGUUUGACGUCUCAUCGAAGUACUCGUACCUAACAGAGCAGGACCUGGAGGAGAGCCCUAAGGGAGGCUUUGACAUCCUCAAGUCCCUGGAGAACACGGUCACCUCGGCCAUCAACAAGGCUCAAAAUGGGGCUCCCAGCUGGGGGGGAUACCCCAGCAUCCACGCUGCCUACCAACUCCCCAACAUCAUGAAGCUCUCCCUGGGCAACAGCGGCAAGAGCUCCCCCCUCAAGUACAUGUUUCCUGGAGGGGAGAUCCUGUCCCCCAACAGCAAGAACCAGCCGCUCAUCUCCCCCCCAAGCCGCCAGACCUCGCCCCUGCCCAAGAACAACUUCCAUGCCAUGGAGGAGCUGGUCAAGAAGGUGACGGAGAAGGUGGCCAGGGUAGAGGAGAAGAUGAGAGAGCCAGGGACAGGGGUGGGAGUCAGAGCUUCUCCCAUGAGAAGAACCACACCCUCCCCCUGCCACAGCGAGGCCGGCGAGUCUGCCCGGGGGGAGUCGCCCAAGGACAGGAAAGGGGGCGCCAAGACUCCAGAGAGCAUGGGUGGAGGCUGCCACAAGGACUCUAACGGAGACACCCACAUGAAGGAGCUUCAGGAGAACGGGGUGGAGAACGGGGCAGGGGUGAAGUCCCCCAUGUCAGCUGUGCUCUGUGGCAGCACGGCCAUCAUCACCGACCACCCUACCCCCGAGCAGCCCUUCGUCAACCCCCUGAGCGCCCUGCAGUCCGUGAUGAACGUCCACCUGGGCAAGGCGGCCAAGCCCGCCCUGCCCUCCCUCGACCCCAUGAGCAUGCUCUUCAAGAUGAGCAACAGCCUGGCGGAGAAGGCCGCUGGCGCUGCCGCCGCCCCGGCCCAGACCAAAAAGACCAACGACCACCUGGACCGUUACUUCUACCAACACAUGAACAACGACCAGCCCAUCGACUUGACCAAAGGCAAAGGUGAGAAGAGUAGCUCUCUGGGCUCAGCCGCCCUCUCUUCCUCCACCUCCACCCCCUCCUCCGUCUCCCCCUCUUCCACCGUCGCCAUGGCGAAGGCGUCCUCGGCCGUGGCCUCCUUCAUGGCGUCCUCCCCCCUGAGAGAGAACGCCCUCUCAGACAUCUCGGACAUGCUGAGGAACCUGACUGAGAGCCACACCUCCAAGGCCUCCACGCCCACCAGCCUGUCAGAGCGCUCGGACAUCGAAGGGGCCACCCAGGACGAUGCGGAGGAGAUCUCCCCGGCCCAGAAGAGGAAGGGUCGCCAGUCCAACUGGAACCCCCAGCACCUCCUCAUCCUCCAGGCCCAGUUUGCCUCCAGCUUACGCCAGACGGGCGACGGGAAGUACGUGAUGUCCGACCUGAGCCCUCAGGAGAGGAUGCACAUCUCGCGCUUCACUGGCCUCUCCAUGACAACCAUCUCCCACUGGCUGGCAAACGUCAAGUACCAGCUCCGGAGAACCGGUGGGACCAAGUUCUUGAAGAACCUGGACUCGGGUCACCCAGUUUUCUUCUGCAGCGACUGCGCUUCUCAGAUCCGCUCCCCGUCUACUUACGUGUCCCACCUGGAGUCUCACCUGGGCUUCAGACUGAGGGAUCUGGCCAAGCUGUCUGGAGAGCAGCUGGUCAGCCACAUCUCACAGCGCCACACCAAAGGACUGUCUGAAAAACUGCUCCCCAGCCUUCCCCCACACUCCAGCCACCCACUGUCCUCCCUGCCCCCUGCCCACUCCCCGUCCCCCUCUCCUGAAGAGGAUAGCGGUGGAGCUACAUACCAGUGCAAGCUCUGCAACCGGACUUUUGCCAGCAAGCACGCGGUUAAGCUCCACCUGAGCAAAACCCAUGGCAAAUCUCCAGAGGACCAUCUCAUGUAUGUGUGUGAGCUGGAGAAACAGUAGCACUAGCUGGCUGGGGACCCCACUGCGCUCUCUCUUUGACUCUGUGACACUGUCUCUCUCUCUUUAGCCUUUCACAGACAUUUCUUUUGAAAAAAGGACUAUAAUUAUGAAGUGAAGAAACUGCACAAAGAUGCCACACAACUGCUGUUGAGUUUUGGCACAUGGUUUUUGAUUUUCUCUGUGGUAGACUAACCCUCUGGCCCUGCAAGCUUUGUUUUAUUUUUGUUAAAAUGCUUUUGGAAAAAUACUUUUUCCAAAUGUGCCGUUUUGAAGAAAGGGGUGCUGUUGUCGCUGUUAAAAAACAUAUGAAGGUUUGAAGAAAAAAAAAAAAAACUAAAAUGAAGUGGUAUGUAUUUCAAAAGUUGUGUAAAUUGGAUUUGGUUUCUUUAUAUUUUGGCAUCACUGAUGUGUGAUAAGCUGCAUGCAUUAAUGAAACAGUUUAGUUAAACAUUUUGUGACUAAAUCUGGUGCACUUUUCAGUUUUCUCUCACAGUUUUUUCUCACUCUUCUUUCUUUCACGUGACCUUUGUGUGCUGGUGUCAGCAUCUGAAAUUUAACCCUCUGAGUACGGACAAGCACUUCUACACUCUAUGAUCCAAAAGACCUAUAAGAAAAGAAUGAUACUGUAAACUGAAGGAACUAUUGUGUGGAUUGUGAAAUGCACAUGAGAUUUUAAAGUCCAUGUCCAGCAUUCCGUUUCUAAACGUAGCGAUGUGAUGCAAAAAUGAAAAUUUUAAAGUACUUUACUUUGUUUGGUCAGGGACCUUUAUCAAUUCAGGUCUGUGUAAAAAUGUACAUAAAACAUAUUAACUAAUUUCUGUCUAAAUUAUGCAUCAUUUUUAUAUUUUUAAUUUAAGAGGAGUAUGACUAUCUACUGGUGCACAAUAUAUGAAUACAUUAAUGAAAUUGUUUUGCACAAUAGUUUUAUAAAUAUGUUAUUUAAUCAAAUGAUAUGAAAAUAAGAGGAGAAACAAACUACACAUCUUUUUAUUUCCACCUCGUGCUCAAAGGGUUAAACCUCUUGUACCAGACAGUACAUGUGCAGCUGUUUGAAACGUUAAAAAGAUAAAAAGGUUGUACAAUAAAAAAUGUUACUUUAAUGAAGUAAUGAAGAAACCCACAUGUAACCUCUUAUUUAUAAGUACUCUUGGUUGUUGUUUCAUAUCGUAGAAUGCCUUCUUGAUUGGUCUUUAUUUUUAUUUUUAUUUUUUUUCGUUCUGUCUAAUUACUCUCCCAUGAUUCCACACUGCAGCUUUAUCUUAUUUUUUGGGUGGAAUAUGAAAGGUAACCAUGGUUACCUGAACCUCUUGAUUGACAGGUCUGCUCGGUUUGCGGCGGUUAAUUUGCCGUGGUAACUGACAGCUGCCAGUGUACGGAGACCGUAUGUGUAAAAUAUUGGCAUGUAAACAGCACAGACACUGUAAUGCAUUCUGUGCCGUGGUUUUUCUUUUCUUCUGUUGUUGUUGUUGACAAUGAAGCACCCCAUUAUAUGACUUCAUAUAACCUUUUUUCUACUGCAGCAUUAAAAAGGAAACGUUUUUUUUGUUUUGCA